This is a messenger RNA of Malania oleifera, 693 nucleotides long. RefSeq names its product arabinogalactan protein 41. NCBI's taxonomy places the organism in Eukaryota, Viridiplantae, Streptophyta, Magnoliopsida, Santalales, Ximeniaceae. The record is from RefSeq and is a predicted model, not a curated record. Bases 253 to 483 code for a protein of 76 amino acids. The transcript has 2 exons.
CAACCAGACUGUUCGUUGAGAUUAACGGCCACAUGGGUGUGGGGCUACCCUACAAAUGCGGGUAUGCCCCUCAAUUUUCAUUUGACCAAACUACCCUUUUGGAGGCCACCCCGUCCCACCACUAUAUAAGCAAGCCACCCCUAUUUCCAUGGUCACCUCUACCUCUCCUCUUGUUGUCUCUCGCUGUCUGUUUGUCUUCUGGGUUUUCUCUCUCUUUCUCGCCGGAAGAAAGGAAAGAGAAAACGGCAGAAAAUGGCAAUCUCCAGGGCUUCCUUGGAGUUUAAUGUGGUGGCCAUCAUGGCUCUCAUCUUCGCCAUUGUUUUGCCUGCAGCAAAUGCAGAGUCCCCUGCUCCUGCCCCAGCUCCUACCAGCGAUGGGACAACAAUAGAUCAAGGGAUUGCAUACGUGCUAAUGCUGGCGGCAUUGGUGCUCACUUACCUCAUCCACCCACUCGACGCCUCAUCUCCCUACAAGCUCUUCUAAAUUUGAUUAAUGGUAUAGCAAGAUCUAGAAAGUGAUUUGAGGGAGGGGUCAUUGCGGUUUUGGAGUGGGUGGUGUACAACAAAACUGUUUUUUUUUUUUUUUUUUUUGAGGGAUUGAGCGAUCAUGGUGAGGUAGAGAUUUUAGUGGAACAGUGCUUAUUGUGUUUUCAUCCCUUUCGUUUUUAUAAUUGAUAAUCUCUAUUUGGGUGUC